GCCAUCGCUGUUGUUCCCACCGAAGUCGAGCCUUCUUCAGUUGGCGAGGACGAGCGAUGGACGUGGACGGGGACGCGGUCCAUGACACACUCAGCAAGGCAAAGAGGGCGGCUGUGGCAGCGGCCGUGAACAUGAUACUCAUCAGGUGUCAAUUGCAGAGGACGGAGGGGAGGAUGAGAGCAGCCAUUCGCGCACGCCGGAAGAAAACGCUGCAGUCCAUUCAUGUGGACGAAGAGGGCAGCGGUGCCAUUUACGACGCUGUCCUUCAGGUGUGCUAUGCCAUGGGGUGUCGAGCGUUUCCCAGAGCGACGCCGAGGUGGUGGAUGAAACGUCGAACAGGGGGGGUGUGGGAGGAUCUGCGGCAAUGCGACGACGUGACGGAAGACUACUUCAAGGACAAGCUGCGCAUGUCGCCACGGGUGUUCCGGGAGAUAGCGGAAACUCUGUCCCCCUUCCUUCAAUGGUGUGUCACGUUUUACAAGGAGCCCCUCCAGCCUGACCUCAUCGUAGCGUUCGCUUUGUACAGAUGGGCGUCGGGGGAGACGUACGAGAGCGGGACAUGCAGCUUCGGCAAUGGCAGAAAGUCUGGGUUGGUGGCUGUGCGGGAUGUGGUCGUCGAUCUGAACUUGCGCGUGCCGGAUGUGUUCGUUGGAUACCCCGGGAGCUGCCACGACGUGAGGAUCGUCCACCUGUCCAGUUUGUGGGCGCGUGCGGAGGCAGGGAAGCUUUUCACUGGGCCACCUAUCAUGCUGCCUUUCGGUGUGGGAACGAACGGCUAUCUAUUGGGCGACAACGGUUACCCCCCCUCGGAAUGGGUAGUCAUCCCCUACGGCGGUGUAUCACAGCACCCGUCGGAGAUUCGGUUUGACAACAAGCAGAAGACGGCGAGGGGAGCAGUCGAGAGGGCUUUCGGCAGAUUGAAGGGGAUGUGGAGGUUGUUCCUUCACUCCCACAAGACGAACAUGGAGACGUUGCUGCAGCAAUUCGUCGCCGUCUGCAUUCUGCGCAACAUACUCAUCGACGCGGGCAUCCCGUUCGACGACAAUCUGCUGUGGGAGGUCGGGCCGGACGGUGUUCGUCGCAGGGUUGACCUUGGGAUGCACCGCCCGCUGAGGCAGAUGUGUAUGGAGUCGUUGACGGGGGAUGCGCUGAUCCUGCGGGAUGCACUGGCGGAGCGAAUGGGACAUGGCGCAAGACGCACCCGCGGUGACGAUGACAAUCUGGACGACGAAGGUGAGGAUCUACGGAAAGGCGACGAUAGUAGUGAAGACAACGGGCGAAAAGACGUGCUCGCCGAGGACAAUGUCGCCGAAGACGACUACAAAGAAGACGCAAGCAGUGAAGAGAACUACGUUGGCGACGGGCACGGCGACGAUGGCGAUGACGGCGGCGAUGUUGAACAAAAAGGCUCGAUGGCGACGAUGGCGACGAAGGUGCGGAUGCAGGCUACGAAGGCGACUCAAGUGGCGCAAACGACUGCGACCAAAAGCAGAACAAGCGCGGCGGGCGGCAGGGACUGCGUGAGGUAGAGAGAGAGAGAGUGUUGUCGUGCAUUUGCGCAGAACGC
Molecule: messenger RNA, 1567 nt
Organism: Chara braunii
Lineage: Eukaryota; Viridiplantae; Streptophyta; Charophyceae; Charales; Characeae
Source: the annotation of a GenBank genome assembly